AUGAUAUUCUUGGUAGCUUCCGUGGUCUCUUUACUUCACCUGGUCGCCUGUGACAUCUCGGUCCAAGGCUUCGAUGACACCCAAUGUGCCGGAAACAGGAUUGGCACUAACGUGCAUUCAAAUGCCGGAAAUCUACACGAAUCCAGCAACUGUAUCGCCUCUGACACCUUCGAAUCAAUCAGCACAAUCAGUGUCGACGCUGGAUUUCAGUGCAAUAUCUAUUCCGACACUGCUUGUCAGAAUUUCAUCACCAGCACGAACACAGUUGGAUGUGUACCAGUGAUUGGUCAAGGCUUAACCUGUUUCAGUCAAGCAUCAUUCGACAAUCCCUUAGCUGGUAGUACAGGAAACAUCGGAAUAGGCAAGAACAAGAUCAUUGCUAGCACCGGAGAUGAAACCUUCGAGAGAGCUAUCAGCAAUGCAUGUGGCGAUGCGAUAUGCGACCCAACUUCACGGGACGUUCUCAACUUCAUACAUGGCCGUAACUGCGAAGGCGGUCUUGCUGACGUAAAUGGCAAUCCGUUCCUGACUGUCUGCGACAAUAGAGAUCAAUGUACGCAGACCAUCACCGUCAAUGGCCAGUUUGACAAUACGCAACAAAGAGACUAUAUGAAGGGGCUGCUGAAAGCAACGAUGAAACAAGGUAUCGGAGGUUUCGUGCAAGCCGACAGCAGAGACACGUCCCCCAACGAUCAAUUGAGUUUUGCAAGUGUGGUUAUAAAUGAUGCAAAGGGCGCGGAUUUAGCUUCGAUGUCGAUGUCCAUCGAGGUGCAAUGUACGGAGAUCGAACCUGAUGCCUUCAACUGUGACCAGCCUUUUAUCGAUAUUCUGAAAACGUUGGUGGGAGCAAUUCCCGCGGUAGGAGAAACUAUUGCAUCAACUUUCGAAGUCGCUUGCGCGGUGAAUGACUUAAUAAACGGGUGA
Exophiala aquamarina CBS 119918 is the source of this 924-nucleotide messenger RNA. RefSeq lists its product as uncharacterized. Bases 1 to 924 code for a protein of 307 amino acids. Lineage: Eukaryota; Fungi; Ascomycota; Eurotiomycetes; Chaetothyriales; Herpotrichiellaceae. The record is from RefSeq and is a predicted model, not a curated record. The transcript has 2 exons.